This is a messenger RNA of Linnemannia hyalina, 1941 nucleotides long. The record is from the annotation of a GenBank genome assembly. Lineage: Eukaryota; Fungi; Mortierellomycota; Mortierellomycetes; Mortierellales; Mortierellaceae.
AUGGGAUUCGCACAGGACUUGAAGCGCAAGAUAGAAUCAAUCAUAACCGGAGGAGGAAGCGCAUUCAAGUCAGGACCCAACACCCCCACAGGAGGCAUGGUCACCGCCAGCGGACCCCUCGACGACUAUGGUUACACCAAAGGUCACCACCAACACAAGGAGGACCCCUACUACAACACCGACAACAACAAGUCCCCCGUCCCCUCAAUGAUGUCGACCAAAUCUGCAAAGGCUGCCAGUUACCAGGAGCACAAGAAGAACAAGUUCUCUAGAAGCAGCGGCCUAGGAGGAGGAGGUCCAGGAAGAGACAGAGAUAGAGGGCAUCUUUCUCCGAUAGCGACACGGUCGACGUUCAACGGGAUUGGAGGCGGGGGCUCGUUCACGAACCUGAUCCAUGAUGAUUACCGACCCUUGAUGGAUGAGUUGAAGGAUACAUAUAGGAGAAAGAUCCGGCCUUUGGAGACGACAUAUAAUUUUGAGGGGUUCCAUUCUGCGCCGUUGUCGGAUAGUGAUAUCGAGGCCAAGCCUAUGGUUCUCCUCCUGGGACAAUACAGCACCGGCAAGACGACGUUUAUCAAACACCUCACGGAGUGUGACUACCCAGGAUCUCACAUUGGCGUCGAGCCCACAACGGACAGGUUCGUGGCAGUGAUGAAUGGAGUAGAAUCUCGCGUGAUUCCUGGAAACGCGGCGGCAGUAACAGCCGACAUGCCCUUCCGGGGUCUCAACAAAUUCGGCCAAGCCUUCCUCACCCGGUUCCAAGUCUCCCAAUGUCCCUCCCCACUCCUCGAAAACAUGACACUCAUCGACACUCCCGGGAUCCUGGCCGGAGACAAACAACGGGUCGAACGUGGAUACGAUUUCACAAAGACGAUUGAAUGGUUCGCAGAACGGGCGGAUCUGAUCCUGUUGUUUUUCGAUUCGCACAAGUUGGAUAUCUCGGAUGAGUUCAAGAGCUCGAUUUAUGCGCUCAAGGGUCAUGAGGAGAAAGUGCGAGUAAUUCUGAACAAAUCGGAUAUGGUGAACCAGCAGCAGUUGAUGAGGGUUUAUGGGGCGUUGAUGUGGUCGCUGGGGAAGGUUAUUCAGACGCCGGAGGUGAUGAGGGUCUAUUUGGGGUCAUUUUGGGUUAAUAGGCCGCCGAAUGCGUUUGAAGACUGUCGGUCGUUGUUGGAAGCCGAGCAGGCAGAUCUGAUCAAGGACCUGAGGGAUCUCCCUCGCAAUGCUGCAAUUCGGAAAGUCAACGAGAUUGUCAAGCGUGCCCGGUUGGCCAAGGUGCACGCGUACAUUAUCGGACACCUCAAGAAGGAAAUGCCAGCGGUCUUUGGAAAGGCUUCUCGACAACAGGAACUGAUCCGGGAUCUGGACAAGGAGUUUACGAAGGUUCAGCAGAUCCAUGGAGUCCCCGAGGGCGACUUCCCAAACGUCGAAAAGUUCCGCCAGUCGUUGAGGGCCUACAAGUUCGAGUCGUUCUCCAAGGUCAAAGAACCCAUCAUGUCCGUCGUCGAAGAGGCCUUAUCCAUCGACCUGCCCAAACUAAUGCGCCGAUUCCCGCAAGGGAACCCCCUACUGGAACAAGCCCAAAAGAACCCCUUUCUCAUCCCAGAGUCCUCAUUGCAGCUAAGUCCAGGCGGAGAGAUCCCACCAAGCUACUGGCACUUUUCGUCAGUCGACAAGGCGAGUUCGAUGCCAGUAUUCAUGUCGUUACACCCGGUCGAGGGGCGGAUCAAUGGGUCCACUGCAAAGCCGUAUCUGAUGAGCACGGGGCUGUCGAUGGAGGUGUUGGCGAAGGUGUGGACGCUUGCGGAUUGGGAUUCGAAUGGGUAUCUGGACGAGAAUGAGUUUGCGGUCGCAAUGCAUUUGAUCCGGGCGAUUGAAAAUGGAGGUGGCGAGGGCGUCUUGCCCGAGACCUUGCCGCGUUCUAUGAUACCUUAUGCCCAUUAG